CCCUCACACACAGCCACACACUUCCUCCCUCGUCCCCAUCUCUCUCCCGCACGAACCCCUCUUGCCGCCGCCAUCACCAACGGCGCCCUGAUCCAGGCGACCUCCGGUGAGGAUAGACGGUGCCAAGCACACAACAUGGAUCCCCUUGCUCUGCUCCUCCCCUAUCCCGUGCUUCUUCCCACCCGCGCGCCCGUGCCAAACCCUACCGCGCGUGUGAUCCCGCGUCCGCCCCGAUCUGCGAGAUGUGGCGCGACUGAGCACACACACACAGUGACGCGCAGGGGAAGAGGAGGUUUCCCCCGAUCCGGCGCACGACAGGGAGCCCGCCGCCUGACACGGCGGGGCGAGGGCCCCCUCCGACGCGGGGCGGACCUUCCUGCAUGCCGGGGCGGCCCGCCGGCGCCCAGAUCUGAGAUGGCCGACGGCGGCGCCCAGGGGCUUCGUGCGGUUCAGGGGCGCGGUGCAGGAAGAACUGCAUGAUGGUGGCACCUUCCACCAUGGUCGCCGAAUUACUGAUUGGGAUCAAGCACUGGUGGAAAAAAAGCACCUAUGCUUAUCUGAAUGAGCCGGCAGUGACCGCAUCGGUGGAUAUAUUCCAUUUCUUGCAGAACUCUUCAAGAUGUGGCAGCUCAAGGGCGAGGUUGGCGCCAUCUCCAGGGCCGACGGCUCGGCGCUCUUCGAGAUGGGCAACACCAGGGUCAUCGCCGCCGUUUACGGGCCCCGAGAGCGAACAGACGGUCUGCCGUAGCUUGGUCCUUGAAGGCGGGUCUAUGGGACUCUCUCAAAUCUGGUGUAAUGUUCUUGUAGGAUGACAAGUUGUCGCAUCUCGAGCAUGUCU
Molecule: messenger RNA, 838 nt
Organism: Hordeum vulgare subsp. vulgare (domesticated barley)
Lineage: Eukaryota; Viridiplantae; Streptophyta; Magnoliopsida; Poales; Poaceae
Exons: 5
Coding region: 477-812 (111 amino acids)
Source: RefSeq, a predicted model, not a curated record